CACACUGCGGCACCGUGAAGAACCAUUAUGGCACCGCUCGCUGCUCCGCGUGCGCGCCGAUGAUGAUGAUGACGAUGGUGUGGGAUGAGGCGGCAUCAUGGCAUCUUCAGGCUACCGGAGCAUCCAGGACGCAGGCGUCACAGAGAACGACCGACUGCUCUCCUCCGUGACCCACUAUGGAUCCCAGGACCUCCUUGGCAGUGGGGGUCCUUCCGACUUCCAGCAGCAGGAGGAGAAGGAGGAGGAGGAGGCCCUGCGGAGGAAACUCAAGUACUUCUUCAUGAGCCCCUGUGACAAGUAUCAUGCGAAGGGGCGGAAGCCAUUCAAACUGGGCCUGCAGCUGCUGAAGAUCAUCAUAGUGACGGUGCAGUUGGUGCUGUUUGGCCUCAGCAACCAGAUGGUGGUGACCUUCAAGGAGGAGAACACGGCGGCGUUCAAGCACCUUUUCCUUAAAGGUUACCAUGACGACGCCCGGCAGGCGCUGCACACGCAGGCGGAGCUGUACGACCACAUCCAGUUUGCCCUAGAGCAGUACCUGGCUCUGCCUCGGACCUCGCUGGGCCGCUACGCCUACGUGCUCGGCGCCGGCGUCAACGGCAGCGCGCUCUCGCUCUGCCAGAGGUUCUACAGGAAGGGCAUCAUCGACCCGGUCAACGACACCUUCGACAUCGACCCGUACGUGGCCACAGACUGCGUCGGACUGAACCCGACUGCUGCAGGAGACGGGUCCUUCCAGAACCUGACCAUCCAGUUUGACAAGCUCAUUAACGUGACCAUUGACUUCCAGCUGAAGGCCAUCAACAUUCAGACCAUCAUCAACAACGAAAUCCCCGACUGCUACACCUUCGCCAUCACGAUCCUCAUGGACAACAGAGCUCACAGCGGCCAAGUGAAGGUCAGCCUCAACAACCAGGCUUCCAUCAAGGAGUGUAAGGACCCCAACGUGUCCGGACACGCGGACAGCUAUGCUCGGGAGUGCUUUGACGUGCUGGUGGCCGUCGUCUGCCUGCUGUCUCUGCUGCUGUGUGGCCGCUCCAUCCUCAGAGGCGUCGUCCUGCAACACGAGUAUGUGGAGUUCUUCAAACACAGACUGGGCCGCUGCGUGAGCUGGGGAGACCGAACCGAGUUCAUCAACGGGUGGUACAUCCUGCUGAUCGUCAGCGAUGCCUUCACCAUCAUCGGCAGCUUCAUCAAGAUCGGGAUCGAGUCCAAGAACCUGUCCUCGUAUGAUGUGUGCAGCAUCCUGCUGGGAACCUCCACCCUGCUGGUGUGGGUCGGGGUCAUCCGCUACCUCAGCUUCUUUCAGAAAUACAACAUCCUAAUCGUGACUCUCAGAGCAGCGUUUCCCAACGUCAUCCGCUUCAGCUGCUGCGCCGCUGCCAUUUAUCUGGGAUACUGCUUCUGUGGGUGGAUCGUGCUGGGACCCUACCACACCAAGUUUCGCUCCCUGUCCAUGGUGUCCGAGUGCCUGUUCUCUCUGAUCAACGGCGACGACAUGUUCGUGACGUUUGCUGAGAUGGAGCGGAGCGGAGCGCUGGUGUGGAUCUUCAGCCAGAUCUACCUGUACACCUUCAUCUCCCUCUUCAUCUACAUGGUGCUGUCCCUCUUCAUCGCCCUCAUCACCGGCGCCUACGACGCCAUCAUGGCCCAGACACACGAGCAGGUCCGCGUCUCCGACGUGCACGCAUUCAUAGCGCAGUGCACGGACACGCCCAGCUCCGGCAAGUUCCGCGGGCCCGAGGGCUCGUCCUGCUCCUUCCUCUGCUGCUGUGAAUGGUGAGGAGGAGGGCGCUGUCCCGGAACCAGCCCACAACCUGCCAUAUGAAUCCCUUAUGGUCUCUGCCCCAGAUGUCACUGGGCCGUGAUGAUCAGCAUAAGGCCAGUAAACAUCCUCUGCCCUGAAACUGCUCCAUCACACGCUGCCAGCGAUCCACUAUGUGCAGGCCACCAUCAGUACAAGCAGCAGGUUUACUAUAAGUUGGGUCUGAACAGAACUGCAGGGAGCGGAAUCCUCCUCCAAAUGAGUUUUAGCAGUUUAAUGGUCAGUUGUGUAAAUAUUAAACGAUCAAUACAUGAAUAUUUAUUUUACAGGUGGCAUUAGAACCAGUCGUUGUGGAGGCAGAGGAUUCAUUACAUCAUAAACUGUCUGUUUAGACAUUUUAUAUUUAAACACAAAUGCUCCUGCGCGUCUUUGUAUUUACUCACUACAGCCUCGCUAGAAUACGGUGAAACGGAUUCAUCAGCAUCAUCACUAAAACCUUGUUUCUAAUAGUUACUGUGUUUUGUCGUUGUGGGAAAAGUAAAAGGUGAAUAGUGAAUUUAUUUUAUUUAUGUAACUGAGGGCAUCUCUACAAACCAGCCGUGAGGUCAUGUGACGGGAGCCGUGAGGUCAUGUGACGGGAGCGCUUGCUGAGCGUUAGCUAAUUACUUCUGGUGUUGACUUACAGCUUCUGUGCAGCUUCCUUUGAUCUCACUCCCACCGACCACUGCGUAUUUUCUCUCCUGACACGUGUCAGGCCAGUGUCUGGAAGUUGGUUUUAUUUGAUUUGUUUUUAUGUAUUUAUGUGCUAUUUAAUUGUUUUACCUCAUUGAUUGAAGGGACUUUCUUUGUCUGUUGGUUCACUUGUAGGUUUUUAGCCUUAUUUGUGCUGAAUGUUUUCUGUAGAUCUGCCGCCAUCUCAAUAAAAGUAGUUAUCAUCGAAA
Molecule: messenger RNA, 2703 nt
Organism: Betta splendens (Siamese fighting fish)
Lineage: Eukaryota; Metazoa; Chordata; Actinopteri; Anabantiformes; Osphronemidae
Product: mucolipin-1-like
Exons: 13
Coding region: 98-1780 (560 amino acids)
Cellular component (GO): lysosomal membrane; plasma membrane
Molecular function (GO): NAADP-sensitive calcium-release channel activity
Source: RefSeq, a predicted model, not a curated record